Messenger RNA from Debaryomyces hansenii CBS767, 699 nucleotides. RefSeq lists its product as uncharacterized. The transcript has a single exon. Lineage: Eukaryota; Fungi; Ascomycota; Pichiomycetes; Serinales; Debaryomycetaceae. The record is from RefSeq and is a predicted model, not a curated record. The coding region runs from base 1 to 699 and encodes 232 amino acids. Gene Ontology annotation, cellular component: endomembrane system; membrane.
AUGACUCAAAGAAUUGUCGGUAACCCUAUAAUUACUUUUAUUGACUUCUUGUCGAUUGUUAUUGGAGCAUAUGGAUUUCAUAGUACCAUAUUGACUCUACCAUUACCACCUCAUUUGGUUGAUGCUGGACACUGGCAAUUUUUAACUAAUCUAAGCUUGGUAUAUUCACUCGCUGUAUUCGUUGUUGGGUUUAUUGCACAUAUUACCAAAUCUGAAAGGCUCUUCAGUUUGAAGAAUAAUUUACAUCCAAUCGGCUUAGCUCUCGAAUCGAUUGUAUCGAUGGUGUAUUGGCCAUUAAGAUUAUUCUGUCUUCGCUUGUUAGUUGAAGAUACGUCACUUUAUCCGAUACCUAUGUCGGCAGAUUUGGCGAUUCAUUUAAUGCCAGUGAUCUCAUUAUUAAUUGACUAUCUUAUAUUUAUGCCGAGAUGGACGAUAAAGACCAAAACCGCAUUUGGUAUUUGUUUUGCCCUUACUGGUGCUUAUUGGUGCUUGUUGGAAUACUUGGUUGAUGUCGAGAAUGGAAGUUCCUAUCCUUAUGCAUUUUUAAACGUUCCACAUAACGGAUUGCGUGCUUUGAUAUUUGUCAUAGUAGGUGGUGCAGCAUUUGUACAGUUUUUAAUUAUGUCAAAGAUAUAUUAUGUACUCGUGGGAAGCCCACAAGACUCCACCAUUGAGGAUAUCAGUAAGAAAGAAAUUUAG